Messenger RNA from Trichoplax adhaerens, 1545 nucleotides. RefSeq lists its product as uncharacterized. The coding region runs from base 1 to 1545 and encodes 514 amino acids. The transcript has 4 exons. Gene Ontology annotation, molecular function: acetyl-CoA transmembrane transporter activity. Gene Ontology annotation, cellular component: membrane. The record is from RefSeq and is a predicted model, not a curated record. NCBI's taxonomy places the organism in Eukaryota, Metazoa, Placozoa, Uniplacotomia, Trichoplacea, Trichoplacidae.
AUGAAAAGAAGCCCUAGUAGAGUGAACACCAGUGAAGAGAAUGCCCAAAUUGCUGCUAAAGAUCGCCAAAAUAUUGCCUUGUUACUAUUGCUUUAUACCUUACAAGGGAUCCCUCUAGGCAUGGCUGCGAGUAUUCCGAUGUUCUUACAAGGCAAACAUGUCGGUUAUAAACAACAAGCUGUCUUCAGUUUAGUGUUUUGGCCUUUUAGUGUCAAGUUGUUAUGGGCACCUAUUGUCGAUUCGUGGUAUAUUACUGCAAUUGGUCGACGAAAAACUUGGCUAGUCCCUAUCCAGUAUUUGUUGGGAUUAUUCAUGGUUGCCUUAUCCUACAAUAUUGAUUAUCUAUUAGGCACAAAGAAUCAAAGUGAUGCCACGGGGGUGGAUAUUGAAACGUUAACGUUGAUCUUUUUUAUCCUCAACUUUCUGGCCGCAACUCAAGAUAUUGCUGUCGAUGGCUGGGCCUUAACAAUACUAUCAAAAGGUGAAGUUGGCCAUGCAUCAACUUGCAAUUCUGUCGGGCAAACAGCUGGCUAUUUCAUUGGCAAUGUCGUAUUCUUAGCCUUAGAGUCCAAAGAUUUUUGUAACAAGUAUCUAAGAAGCGUACCCAGUGAGAAAGGUAUCGUUAGCAUCGAUCAAUUCUUCCUAUUCUGGGGGAUAAUAUUUAUCAUUACUACUACAAUGGUCUUUUUAUUCAAGCAUGAGAAAGCCGUAGCAGACAUAGAAAUGAAGGAAUUACGAAAAGGCAUUACACACACAUAUAGCCAGUUAUUCAGAAUUCUCAAGUUGCCUGCUGUCACUUCUUACGUUUUGAUCAUUUUGUUCUGUAAGGUCGGUUUUGCUGCAACGGAUGGCAUCACAGCACUAAAACUGGUUGAAGCUGGUAUUCAUCGCGAAACUUUAGCCUUAAUUGGCAUCCCUUUGGUACCGCUGCAAAUUUUGUUACCCUUCGUUAUUAGCAAAUAUACUACUGGGCCUACACCUUUGAAUGUUUUCUUAAAGGCAAUGCCCUAUCGAUUAAUUAUUGGUGUCGGUAUUUCACUAGUUGUUUACUGGGGAUGGAUUGUCCGAGUUCCUAAGGGAAGCGACUAUUCAUUCCCUUGGUAUUAUUAUGCUAUAUUGGUUAGCAUUUACGCAAUAUAUCAGAUAACCUUAUAUUGCAUGUAUGUCGCGCAAAUGGCAUUUCAUGCUCGCGUUAGUGAUCCAAUGUAUGGUGGCACAUACAUGACCUUGCUAAAUACAGUCACUAAUAUGGCUGGUAAUUGGCCAACUACUGUAGCUUUGUGGUUGGUAGACGAUAUUACUAAAACAGUCUGCUCAGGAAGUUCAAAUCCUUCCAUUGAAACAUGCGACAAUGCUUCCAUGCAAAAGGCAUGCCAAGAAGCUAAUGGUAAUUGUACUACAAUAAGGGAUGGCUAUUAUAUCGAAAUCAUUCUAUGUACAUUUGUUGGUAUUUCAUGGUUAUUAUUUUGUGGAAAGAAACUUAGAUCAUUGCAAAGUCGAGAAGAAAGUGCGUGGAAAUGCCCUAUAGCUGAGAAUAUUGAAUAA